UACGCGAUCCGUCAUGCGCGACAAAUUUUAUGAAUGAAACGCGACCGGCACUCUUAAACGAAUAUUUAUAGCUGGAAUAAUAUUUUACUAGCUACGAGAAAUAUAUUUUGGCGUUUUUCAACACUGGCUGUAUUAGGGACAAAAUUCAAAUUUGGCAACACAUUCCAGUACUAAUUAAAUCACUUUUCGAGCAGUCAUGAAGAUUUCCAUUCGCACGCUGGACCAGCGCACCAUCAAACUCGAGAUGAGUGACUCGCAGGAUGUGCGGGCCCUGAAGCAGCGCCUGGGCAGCAUGCCGGAGGUGGCCAUUCCCGUGGACAGCCAGCAGCUGAUCUACGGCGGCCGAAUAAUGGAGGACGCACUGCCACUUAGCGACUACAAAAUAGCCGAGGACAAGUUCAUUGUGCUGAUGGGGAAGAAGAUGCCUCCGGCGAAGCCUCAAGGCACGUCGGCUGAGGAGCAAGUACCUCCAACGCCGCCAUUAACCGCAGGUCCCAGUGAAACCCAAACCCACGAGGUGCCUCCGCUCUCGCCGGCACCUGCCUUGGCACUAAUGACACCGGCAUCGGCACUGGAACCGUCGCCGCCAUCGAUAGCGCCCAACGAGCAGCGGGUGAGGGAUCUCAUGGCCAUGGGCUAUGGUGAGCAGGAGGUGCGAGCCGCUCUCCGGGCGAGCUUCAAUCACCCGGAGCGUGCCAUAGAGUAUCUGAUCAACGGGAUUCCCCAAAACGCUCCGCAACCGGCCAAUACAGGGACCAGCGGGCCGCCCCAGACUCUUCAGCCAUUGAUCUCUGAUCCCCGUUUUGCUCGGGUGCGUGAGAUGAUACGCCGAAACCCAGAGCUGCUCGAGGUAGUGCUGUCGCGUCUGGCUGAGGACGAUCCUUCAGCCUUCGAGGCGAUUCGAAACCAUCAGGAGGAGUUCUUGAACAUGAUCAAUGGGAGCGGCUCGGGCGUCGUUGGCGAAGGUAGCGAGCUCAGCGAGGAGUCCGAGGGGGACCUCAGCCAUGUCCACACUAUUACACUGACCAGCGAGGAGGCUGCCGCCGUGGAGCGCCUCGUUUCGCUGGGCUUCCACCGCGACCUGGCCGUGCAGGCGUAUUUGGCGUGCGACAAGAACGAGGAGCUGGCUGCCGAUAUCCUUUUCCGCCAGUCCGAGGAAGAUCAAUAAGAACGGGACUGAAUAAAAUAAGCAAGCGCACGUAAAUGGUGCCAGAACAUAA
Messenger RNA from Drosophila bipectinata, 1220 nucleotides. NCBI's taxonomy places the organism in Eukaryota, Metazoa, Arthropoda, Insecta, Diptera, Drosophilidae. The record is from RefSeq and is a predicted model, not a curated record.